Molecule: messenger RNA, 495 nt
Organism: Arabidopsis thaliana (thale cress)
Lineage: Eukaryota; Viridiplantae; Streptophyta; Magnoliopsida; Brassicales; Brassicaceae
Product: F-box family protein
Exons: 2
Coding region: 1-495 (164 amino acids)
Source: RefSeq, marked reviewed
AUGUCCUCACGUGAUAAUGAUACAUCUCAAUCAGACCAUGUUCCUUUGGAUUUAACCAUUGAGAUACUCUCAAGACUUCCUGCGAAAUCGGUUGGGAGAUUUCGCUCCGUCUCUAAGCUCUGGUCGGCCAACACCACCAGUCAAAAUUUCAUCAACUCCUUUGCGACUGGGUCCUUGGCAUCGCGGCCUUCUGUACUGCUAACCGUCCGAAAAGGUGACAUUCUGUUCGUUUUCUCGUAUCCCGUAGACAAGAAUAGUUCCGAUGGUCAAUUUACUUGUGUGGGAAGUUAUCAAUUGACAAACCCUAAUUUUGGUAACCUCUCUCGUUACCACUUUCUGAAAUGGACCCAAUACAGAACAAAAAGCUACACUUCAAAGAUGAGAAACAGUAUUAGAGAAGUCGAAACUGUGGGUGAUGAAGUUAGACUUUCUGACAAGUAUAUGUACACCAUGAAUGUUUACCCAAAUCACAUCGAAAGUCUUGUGUCUUUGUGA